CGGAAGAGGCUGGUGCAGAGGGAAGGUAACCGUGGCGUCUGAGACCUGUGGUCUUUCUCCUUUAAACCUCCGCAUCUCAGCCCACAGCCCUGCACUUGUGAAGCCCGAGGGCCGAGGAGACCUUGAAACCCCAAACCCGCCUCCCAUCAGCAGGCAUGGGAGUGUGAAAUUUUUCAUCAUUCAAGUCCUUCUGCCUGUGAGUGUGGUGACAACAAGACAUAUCCUCAAGAUGCAGGUGUGAUUGGUCAACAUAAAGUCGCCUGAGAAAACGACCCAGAGCAGGAGGAGGAAGAGGACAAUAUGGCUGCUUCUCAGGGGCAGUUGACCUUCAGUGAUGUGGCCAUAGAAUUCUCUCAGGAGGAGUGGGCGUGCCUGGACCCAGCUCAGCGGAAACUGUACAGGGACGUGAUGUUGCAGAACUACAGGAACCUGGUAUUCCUGGGUGUGUCUAAACCAGACCUACUCACCUUUUUGAAAUACAUGAAGGAGCCCUGGGAGUUGAAGGGAAAAAAGGCAAUACCCAUCCAGCCAGGUAGGUGGGAAUCAAGGAAACAGAUGAUCCAGCUAUAUCUUCUCAAGUUACCCAAGGUUUCUUGUCAAAGUCAGGUGUAGAAGUGUCAUUCCAGAAAAUGUUACAGAGUACAUAUAAUGAAGAGAGAAGUCACCAAUGCAAUGAAUCUCAGAAAAACUUUAA
This is a messenger RNA of Myotis daubentonii (Daubenton's bat), 694 nucleotides long. Its product is annotated as KRAB domain-containing protein 5-like. The record is from RefSeq and is a predicted model, not a curated record. NCBI's taxonomy places the organism in Eukaryota, Metazoa, Chordata, Mammalia, Chiroptera, Vespertilionidae. Gene Ontology annotation, biological process: regulation of transcription by RNA polymerase II. Gene Ontology annotation, molecular function: RNA polymerase II cis-regulatory region sequence-specific DNA binding; DNA-binding transcription factor activity, RNA polymerase II-specific.